CCUGCAGAGACGCUCGGCAGCUCCGGAGGGUGUGGGUGAAGCUUUCGAAACUUUCAUUGUUUUGUUAGGAGAAACUAUCCAUCCAGUAAAAUAAAGCCGAAGUUAACGAUCGUUGAUGGGAUAUAAAGCGGACGGUGUGGUGGUGGACAGGAGUCAUGAACAACGCGGUUUAAGCACAGCUGAACCUGGACCGGUGUAAAGUUUACGAGCUUUCCACGGUGCUUGGGUGAAAUUGGAGCAUUAUCCACUAAACCAUGUAUGAGCCUCGGUACUAUGAUAGCCCCCCUGUGUACAGCCCACCCUACAGCACUACCUCCCACAGCUUGUAUCCCCCAAGGAGUGUCCAAUCCCCUCGGAGCCAGAAUGUCCCCUACACCUAUGAUGUCCCACCAGAGUCUUACUACAUGGAGGGGAAGCCUCAACACUUCUACCGCUGGUUCUCACCUCCUGGUUUUGUCAAGACCUUCCAAGGAGCCACGGUGCUCAUGUGUUUCCUCAUCUUCGCCUUAGUAGCGUCAACUUUGGUGUGGGACAUGAACAGAUUUGGCUAUGGGGGAUAUGGUGUUGUUGAUACUGGAGGUGUUGGAGGGUUGGGGUCAGGAUAUUACGGAGGUAGCUACGGCUAUGGCGGCUCCUACAUGACUCCUCAGUCUGCCAAGGCAGCGAUGAUUUCUAUGGCCGCCAUCAACUUCCCGGUGUCACUGGGGUUCUUGGUGGCGAGUUUCUCACGGUCACGGAGCAUACGGACAUGCAGGUUUUACCUCACUGUGUUCAUCUGCGAUAUCAUCUUAGCUGUCCUUCAGGGCAUCAUUGACAUCAUCUUUGUGAUUGGGGUGAACCCGAUGUCUCAGAGCUCGCAGAGCAUGCUGUACAACCCCAUGCUCAUGAUGUGUCAGAACAUCCAGGGCAGCCCUAGCCUCAGUGGCAGCGUGGGGGCCGGUUUUCCUGGGGGGUUUCCUCUGUACAAUCAAUACCUGCAGCACUACUGCUACAUGGACCCCGAGGAGGCAGUGGCGUUUGUGUUGGGUCUUCUGGUGGUGGUGGCUUUGUCGUUUUCUGCUUACUUCGCCUACAAGACCCGCAGCAAGAUUUGGCGCCAUGGAAAAGCUAACAUCCACUGGGAUGAGCCCGUGGCCAGGCCAUCGGAGGGGCAGGAUAUACAGGACUGGGUGAAUCAUGUUGGAGAAGUGCGCAGCACCCAGCAGGCACCGACUGUUGUUGUGUCAGAGAGAGCGGCGCCAGACCUGAGGGCGGAGAACAGCGUGGUCUCCUACGGCAAUGGAGCAGUCAGCAUCCACAGUGAGGGAAAUUACAAAACCAACAGUGUCUCUGCAAACAAGAGCAAGACACAUGGUGCUGAGCCUUUGUACCAAAACUGCAGGGCCAUAGUUUGUCCCAGCAGCUCUUCAGAUGAGAGUGACAGCAUCAGGCCUCCACCUUAUUACCUGAAGAAGGAACGGAAAAAGGACAGAGAGCCAAUGCCUGCUGCUCAGGCGACGAUCGAGUCGCAGUAUGAAACUGGUUACACCACGGGAGACACCGGCAACGGGCUGGACCGGGACCACACAGAUUACCUCUACAGGCUGUACCCAGAGAUAACUUCAGAUGAGCAGCGCAGAAAAUACAAGAAGGAUUUUGACUCAGAUCUGUUGCGCUAUAAGAUCCUCUGCAGCGAGCUGGAUGACAUCAGCGACAAGAUGCACAAGCUGAGCCGAGAGUUGGACGCACUGGAAGAAGACUCCAUGAAGUACCAGGGUCUGGCAGAUGAGUAUAACCGACUGAAAUACCUUAAAAGUACGCCUGAGUAUCAAGCAAAGAAGAAGCAGAGUAAGGAACUUCGGCAAAAACUUUUCCACAUCAAACGUCUGGUGAAAAUCUACGACCAAGGUUUCUGCUAGUGUACAUUAUUCAUCUGUCCAGAAAGGUGUGCUGACAAGAAUUCACCCAGCAUUUACUGACUUUUCCUUCACUGGCUGCACAGAACUUCCCUGCUAGUGGCGCUAAUACUGGUCCUACAGCCAGUGAGCCUCAUUUCUGUUUUUGACAUUAAUGUUCAUGAAGCUGUAAGCAUACAGCAACUCUGUGUGUGGUUUUAAACUGCAUAAGAACACGGCACUGUCAUAUGUCUGUCACCAUGUCUGUCAUAUUUAAGCAUGAGAUUUCAAUUUCAGUUGUAAUUUAAUUUAAAUAUAUGACAAACUAUGUAAGAAUACGCUGGAAGAUGAGCAUAAUGUAAAU
This is a messenger RNA of Oreochromis aureus, 2238 nucleotides long. RefSeq lists its product as uncharacterized. Gene Ontology annotation, molecular function: cis-regulatory region sequence-specific DNA binding. Gene Ontology annotation, biological process: positive regulation of transcription elongation by RNA polymerase II; snRNA transcription by RNA polymerase II. Gene Ontology annotation, cellular component: membrane; transcription elongation factor complex. The transcript is spliced from 9 exons. NCBI's taxonomy places the organism in Eukaryota, Metazoa, Chordata, Actinopteri, Cichliformes, Cichlidae. The record is from RefSeq and is a predicted model, not a curated record. The coding region runs from base 255 to 1898 and encodes 547 amino acids.